Messenger RNA from Dictyostelium purpureum, 576 nucleotides. RefSeq lists its product as uncharacterized. The record is from RefSeq and is a predicted model, not a curated record. Gene Ontology annotation, biological process: endoplasmic reticulum to Golgi vesicle-mediated transport. Gene Ontology annotation, cellular component: COPII-coated ER to Golgi transport vesicle; endoplasmic reticulum membrane. The transcript is spliced from 3 exons. Bases 122 to 544 code for a protein of 140 amino acids. Lineage: Eukaryota; Evosea; Eumycetozoa; Dictyosteliales; Dictyosteliaceae.
AUUAUUGUACAAUAUUUAAGUUCAUAUUCAAUUAUUUAAUUUUAUUUUUCUUUUCACUAAAUACCCAAUAAAUAAAUAAAAAAAAAGAUCUCAUUAUUAAAAAAAAUAUAUAUAUCAUAUAAUGUACGAAUUAUCUACACCAGGUUUUGACUUUACUAUUUGUUUAUCACUCAUUGGAGUUGGUGGUUUAAUUGCCUUAAUUGUUAUCCAAUUAUUACUUUUAACUGAUUUAGAAGGAAAUGAUAUCAACUCAAUCGAAUUCUCAAGAAGAAUUAAUAAAUUAAUUUUACCAGAAUAUAUUAUUCAAGCUGUUUUUUCAGUUUGGUUUCUUUUAACCAUUAGAUGGUUUUUAUUCAUUUUAAAUUUACCAGUUUUAGUUUAUCACUAUUUAAGAUAUUCAAAAGGUCUUCAUAAAGUUGACCCAACUAAAGUUUAUCAAAUGACAAGCAAAUUAGGUAAUCAUUUAAUGCUCAAAUUAGUUUUCUAUAUGGUUAUGUUUUUCGUUUACCUCUUUGUUUUAUUAUUUAAUCUUUUCAGCGAAUAAAAGAAUUAAAAGAAACUAUUUAAAAAACAAAU